This is a messenger RNA of Xylaria bambusicola, 642 nucleotides long. RefSeq lists its product as uncharacterized. The coding region runs from base 160 to 513 and encodes 117 amino acids. The record is from RefSeq and is a predicted model, not a curated record. The transcript has 2 exons. NCBI's taxonomy places the organism in Eukaryota, Fungi, Ascomycota, Sordariomycetes, Xylariales, Xylariaceae.
AUUAUCUGGCAAUCCAGUUAUACUCACUUUCUAGUGCUUUCUGAUACAGCCGAGUUUAGGCGCGCCGCUCCAAGACGCCGCGACUGCGGGACAAGGAAAUAAAAAUGCCUGCGUUUUAGCCGCGGGUUGCAUCCGUGAGGUAACUAUGAGGAGAAAGAGAUGUCCGAAUCAAAUGAUCUUCGCGUAGUUCUAGGCUUGAUGAUCCUCGGGCCAGAGGGAUGUCCGGGCGCGCGUCUCACGGGCCUCGACAAUCUGAAUGCCGCGCUCGACAUCUUCCAGGAACGCGGGAACAGCGAGAUCGAUACGGCGCGCUUGUAUCUAGGGGGCAAGCAGGAGGCUUUUACGCGAGAGGCGGGAUGGAAGGAGAGAGGCCUCUCCGUGGCUACUAAGUCGUAUCCUAUCACGCCUGGGCUCCAUUCCCCUGAUGCUCUGGCUGCCACUCUCGAGACGUCGCUGGCUGAGCUGGGGACGGAUUGUGUUGAUGUAUGUAUCUUCGGGACUUGUGUUAUAUAGUUCUGCGAAUCAUGGGGUUGUGAACGUGAUGUGCACCUGCUGACUGUUUUCUACGAUAGAUAUUCUAUCUACAUGCUCCAGUAAGUCUUCUUUCUCGCACACUGACAUUCGGUUUAUUCAACCUCUCUC